Molecule: messenger RNA, 1617 nt
Organism: Cladophialophora carrionii CBS 160.54
Lineage: Eukaryota; Fungi; Ascomycota; Eurotiomycetes; Chaetothyriales; Herpotrichiellaceae
Exons: 1
Coding region: 1-1617 (538 amino acids)
Source: RefSeq, a predicted model, not a curated record
AUGCCGGUCUUUGGCAAUUUCCCUGGCCCAGAAGCCAGUUCAGUCAACUCCUCACCAGAGAGCUUCACAUCUGAGCCGGCGGUGGGAGCGUCAGUCGCUUCUCCAGUCUUGGGUGGCGCGACUACAGUUUUGGCUUCAAGUUCUGCCUUGAGUCUACCAUCCGAGACAAGUUUCAAUGCAUUGUUGCCUGAGACCCGACCUUCCCAGACUGACGCUGAGCACGGGCCACGGCUUACAUCCCGCGAACCAGAGACUGUCUUGAGCCAUAGCCAUGACAGUAAGUCUCUGCAUCAUAUUGACGACAAGCCUGUCGAUAAGGAUAACGAAAACAAUGAUCUCCAAGACAUUGCCGUUUGUCCCGAACAAAGUGCUGCUUGCAGCCUGAUCCAGACGGACACUUCGAACGGCCGUCCGCCAGCACAAUCCUUUGUUCCAAUUCUAAGCGACUUUCCUGAGCAACUUUUGGUUCAAGCACAAAGACAAACAUGGCUCGACCAAACCGUCGGUUUCGGAACGCAGGACUCACUGACCGAUUUCCCGAAGGAGAAUAUCAACUCUGAUCCCGCACGUCCUUACCCAGCUGCCCUGCCACGACGGGGGUCGACUUUAGCAACACCACCGAUUCACGCUUUUCAUCGAGGUCCCCAGCGCCAAACUUGCAACAUGUGUCAGGACUAUAAGAGCGGCAUGCGAUGCGGAUUGCCGAUCCAGUCAUGCAGCCCAACUACGCCAUCGCCGCUCUCCAGCACAUUCAGUCUGAAGAGCAUGCCUGCUACGACGCCGGCGUCAAGCACGUCAAGCUUCAAGAGCUUACUUUCCGCGACAAAUUACGCUGCAGUGAAGAUGUGUGACGCCGAGCGAGACUACGACAACAUGUACCAACACCCCUUGCCACCACAAUAUGUCGACGCCAUGACAUUGACAGCUUUGCCGCCUCCACGCCAGCGCCAGCGCCAACACCAGCUGGGAAUAGAGCCCUUACCACUCCCGUUGUACGGAGAUUUGAUCAUUGAGCGCGGCACGCAUGUCAAUGCGAACGUGGAUGUCAACACCAUCGCCCAAGCCAAACACAACGCCCACGCCAGCCUGAAUGACACUGCAGAGACGAACGACAUGAAGAUCAUGAAGAUCGCAGAUGAACACGACGUCAACAGUGUCAUUCAGGUCGCCAUUGACACUGCCAUUGCCGACGACAAUGCAUGGGACGAAAUCACGGCCGCCAUGCCCACCGCGGUAGAGGACUUAUCCGUCGCUUCCGUCGCAGGACAAGACGCUGCUCCUAUUGCUGAUUCUACGUCUACCUCAUCCUCUGGCCACCACGUCUCUCUCGCCUCUGUCUUCGCGCCCACUCCCACUCUCACUACGGCAUGCGCGCUGACCUGCACCCCAGCCUCACCCUGCGCAGUAUACCCUCACAGCCGGGAUUUCGAAUGCCGCUCCAUCCCUCGGAGCGUGGAGCUUCACAACGUUGCGCUUGAAGCCUUGGUUCGAGAGAGCGAGCCUCUCACCUGGGAGGAAGUGCGCGAGCAUGAGCGACAGAGAGGGACAGCCGUGGGGGAGGCGGUCCUGGUUCUUUCUCAAGUGCCGGCGGGUCGGCGCGUCAGUAUCGCGCCGUAG